GGCGAGCUCUUUGUAAACUCAAGCUUUUUCUGACGCCCCUCAAAAGUACUCGAACAAUUACGUUCACCCGCGCUCGGUGUACAUUGCGUAAAAUUAAUCUCAUUUAGGUGACCUCGAGUAUCACAUAACCUCAAGACAGCUCGACGAAACACGUCGGUGAGAUCGAGAUCAAAAAGAAGAAUCAUGUACAUCCAAAAUCUUCAAUAAUCUCUAAAAUUAUGGUACUUUAACGAGUCAAUAAAUAAAUCAGAAAAUAUAAGAAAGAAGAUAAAAAGGAUCAUUUAAACGAUGAAUAAUCAGGCAUUUAGUUUGGCUGAAAAGCUCAUUCCAUCAACUUAUGUUCAACAAGGCUUGAAUGCGAAAAAGACACGAGAGAAUCUCAUUCGAAGCUUUAUUGAACACCGUAAAUGGCCGGAAGAAGGUUGGGACGAUGCAACAAUCGAAGCUUUUUUAGCAGAUCUCUCUCAAAUGGACAGCAACAACUUUCCCCUUAACUGCAGUGUGGGUGAAAGAGAAUCGAGAAUCGUAUCAAACAUAGUAGCAAGGCGUCACUUUCGUAUGGGACAUGGUAUUGGCCGAUCUGGAGAUCUUGAAGAAGUCCAACCAAAAGCGGCUGGAAGUAGUUUGAUGUACAAACUAACGAAUGCUCUCGUUCUAGAAGUUAUUCGAUAUAUGGGUGUAAAAAGUAUAGCAGGAUGCUUUCUAUCACCGAUGGCAACAGGAAUGAGCUUGGUUUUAUGCAUGCUGACUUUAAAACUUGAUAGACCAAGAGCUAAAUAUGUUUUAUGGUCUAGAAUUGAUCAGAAAUCAAGCUUUAAGUCAAUAAUCACUGCUGGACUAGAGCCCAUUGUCAUUGAAACACAGAUAAUUGGAGAUGAGUUGAAAACUGAUAUGCAGAAACUAGAAUCUCAAAUGGCUGCUCUUGGAGAAAGCAUCGCUUGUGUUCUAUCAACAACUAGUUGCUUUGCACCAAGAGCUUGUGACUCAGUUGAUCUUAUCGCCGCUCUUUGUACACAAUAUAACAUCCCUCACCUGGUCAACAACGCUUAUGGACUUCAAAGUACUAGAUGUAUGCAUUUGAUUCAAGAAGCUUCAAGGAAAGGUCGAGUGGAUGCUUUUGUUCAAAGUACAGACAAAAAUUUUCUUGUUCCUGUUGGUGGAGCAGUAAUAGGCUCUUUUGACAAGAAUCUCUUGGACCGAAUCUCCAAGAUGUACCCAGGUCGUGCCAAUGCCAGUUCAACGAUGGAUGUUAUGAUUACGCUAUUGAGUCUGGGAAUGACAGGUUAUAAACAGCUGAUAGCUCAACGUAAGGAAAUGUAUGCAUAUUUGAAAGAAGAAUUAGGAAAGCUUGCAACGAGGCAUGGAGAAAGAUUAUUGGAUACGAAAGGCAAUCCGAUUUCUAUGGGGAUGACACUUCAGUGUCUGACUCAUCAGCAUGAUCAUAAACAAGUAACGAUGCUAGGGUCCAUGCUGUUUCUUAGGAAUGUCAGUGGGUCAAGAGUUAUUACUACCACUGACAUAAAACACAUCGUUUCACACAAAUUUGAAGGCUGGGGAGCUCAUAAUAGUAAUUAUCCUGUACCAUAUCUAACUGCGGCAGCGGCGUUGGGAAUGAAACGCAGUGAUGUUGAUGCAUUUGUUCAGCGAUUAGAUAAAGCAUUAACUAAAGUACGUCGACGAUCAGCUCCAGUGACCCCAACAGCUUCUCUUGCAGGAUCAAGCAUCAAUGGAGAUGCCAGUAAUCCCGGUGGUCCUGGUGAAUCUAGCACUGCAUCCACUAGCCGUGCUAGCAGUAAAGAUAGCCUGCGAAAAUGAACCGUAAUCAACGCAACUGGUCAGUCGAAUCAGCAUAUCAACAUCAAUUUGUAAACAAUUGUCUGUUUAUAAUGAUUUGUCGAAUCUCUUUUUGAAUCUCUUUGUUCCAUUUAUGAAUAAAUAUUCAUGAAAUUUCAAAGCAAACUAUCACAAUUGUAAUGAAUUGAAUGAACAAUGAGAUCUUAGAAAGAAGACACGACAUAUGCUGAUACGACUGUUCAAUUGCGUUGGGAAUAACAUUGAAUGAAAUAAAUAAUAAAAAAUAAAAUAAUUAAACUAAAAGUGAUGCUUGAAUAGGUCAAGUGGAAGAAGAAAAAGCGCUGGUCGCUGCUCUACAUUAAAACAAAAGUUAGACUUGGAAACAAACGAAUUUAUUAAUUUAUUAAAUUAAAUUAACUUUUUUUAAUAAUUCAUUACGAUAAUUAUCAAUGAAUUUAUUCAUAUUGCUUCUGCGUACCUUUUUUUGCUAAGUCAAAUUUUUAAAGAUAAAAUAUAAUCAUAAGUAAAAAAUAAUUAAUGCUAAUUUUCUUGCAAAUAAAAAUCAAUGCGAAUGACAUAAUAUAUAAACUAAAUGAACAAAUGAUUCUUUGUUGUGAAACUAUAAAGGACAAUGCAAAAACAAAGCAUGGUUAUGAAAAUUUUUCGAUAGAUACAUUAUUACUUAAUAAUAUCAUUUAGCUGAUAUGUGUGUGAAAAUGUGUGUCUAACAGAUACGCACUAAAAAAAUUAGAUGAUCAUGGCAAUUUAAAGAAAAAAAAAGAAAGGCUUCUAAUGAUACAAAUAACUGAAUAAUUAGCAUAGCUUUUUUUACUUCACUUCACCUUCAUUGUGCGCUUAAUAAUGAGAAGAAUGAUUACAAAAAAUAAAUAAAAACACAAAUGAGUGAAUAAACAAAUAGAAAAUUUUCACUUGACGUUAAGUAUACAUCUAAAUGUAGCCUAGAUGAACAAUCAUACACAUUAAGAAUAAAUUUAUUAUUAAAGUUAAGAUAAAAAACCUGAAGAAAAAAUAAACAAAGAUUAUUGCAUGAUUUUAGAAAGAAAAAAAAAUUGAGAAAGAAGGCAAAGCAAAGGCCUGGAGCCUCAAAAAGACUUUAGUGAAGUUAUCAUUAAUUAAUCAAACAUUGAUUAAUGAUUGAUGAUUAGAAAUAAUUAGAGAAAAAGUUUGUUAUUAAUUUAAAUAAAAGAUAUAGCUUUACACAUUGUUAGUUGACUGUGCUAAUCAUGUUUACAAAUUUUACAUUUAAAUCUAGCUCAAUUAUGAUAAAUAAAUAAUAAAUUAUUUUUUAUUUAAAUUUUAUUCUUCAUUAAUUCAUUAGACGCUUUUUUGGUCUAGAAGUGACUUUGGCGUAUAGGAGAUGACUCAGAUAAUAUUUAUGAACUAGUAGCAAUUAAUUAAUUAUUUAAUAAAGAAUGUUGAUAAAAUAACUGGGUAAAUAGAUAUGUUAUACCCAAAACAAAGCAAACUGAUAAUCAAGAUAAUUUAUAAUUGUUUACUAUAAAAAUAUAAUUCGUUAAUAAUCAUUAAAUAUUUAUGAAGAUACAUUCCUAUGUAAAUAAUAAAUAUUAUCUUAGCAAAUUUUUUAUUAAUCAUUUAUCAAUGGACUUUGCUUGAAAAUUUCAUAAUCAAGAUUUUUAAUAAUUUGUUAGAAAAAUUAUCAGGUAAUAAUUAAAAUGAAAAUGUGUGAAUUCAAGUUUUACUCAUCGAAUGUGUCCAACGAUUCGUUGAAAGGCCUAAGUUCGAGCUUGAUAAAAAAUUUAUCUUUGCUUUUACAGAAAUUUUGCGACAAAAAUAAUGUAUAUAAAUAAUGUAGAAAUCAUGUAACAUUUAAUGAGUAGAUAAAAAUAAUUGAAAUCCAUACGAAACAUUCCAUGAAUAAAUAUAUUGAAAACAUUAGACAUUAUAAUUGCUCUUGUAUAAACUGUAAUACAAAAGUAAGCAUUAAUUAAUUCGCAAUUUAUAAUCACCGUAUAGACAAAUUUAAA
Molecule: messenger RNA, 3800 nt
Organism: Chelonus insularis
Lineage: Eukaryota; Metazoa; Arthropoda; Insecta; Hymenoptera; Braconidae
Gene: SecS
Product: Sec synthetase
Exons: 6
Coding region: 289-1815 (508 amino acids)
Biological process (GO): conversion of seryl-tRNAsec to selenocys-tRNAsec; selenocysteine incorporation
Molecular function (GO): tRNA binding; O-phosphoseryl-tRNA(Sec) selenium transferase activity
Source: RefSeq, a predicted model, not a curated record